CAUAGUCACCGUAGUCCUGGCGACUGUAACUCACCAACAACAACAACCUCUCGUUCCAUCAUUACCACCACACCAUCCUCAUCAACCAGUCUUCAGCCCAGGCGCCAUGCAGACCCCUGAGGCAGGCGCUGACUCCGCCUCCACUGUCCAUACCGCCGUGCCUGUGCAGCCCGCAGGCUCCGCCCAGCAGGUGACCUCUCAGGUGCCUGUCCAGCAACAGGCCCAGACUGUUCAACAGGUUCAGCAUGUAUACCCAGCACAACAGGUGCAGUACGUGGAGGAGAACAGUGGCGUCUAUACCAAUGGGAACAUACGAACAUACUCGUACUCCGAGCCCCAGCUGUACAGCCAGAACAGUGGAGGGAGCUACUUUGACACGCAGGGCAGCUCUUCCCAGGUGUCCACGGUGGUGUCAUCCCAUAGCAUGGCUAACAACGGAGGGGGGAACGGGGGGCUCACCAUGAGUCUGGCUGGGGGGCAGAUCAUCAGUAGCUCUGGGGCCUACCUCAUUGGGGGCAACACCAUGGACAACUCUGCCCCCCACCCAGCAGCCCAGACCACCCGAGCCUCCCCGGCCACUGUGAGUAUUGAAAUGGCGAUUGAGACGCUCCAAAAGACUGAAGGUUUAUCCAGUCAGAGAAGCUCGCUGCUCAACAGCCAUCUGCAGUGGUUACUGGACAACUAUGAGACAGCGGAGGGGGUGAGUCUGCCUCGCUCCACCCUCUACAACCACUACCUGCGCCACUGCCAGGAGCAGAAGUUGGACCCGGUCAACGCUGCCUCCUUUGGCAAACUCAUCCGCUCCAUCUUCAUGGGGCUCCGCACGCGACGCCUGGGCACACGUGGGAACUCAAAGUACCACUACUAUGGGAUCCGGUUGAAGCCGGACUCUCCUCUCAACAGACUGCAGGAGGACAUGCAGUACAUGGCCCUCAGACAGCAGCCUGUCCAACAGAAACAGAGGUUUAAGCCGAUGCAGAAGGUUGAUGGUGUGUCUGGGGAGAACUUCUCAGGCGGAGGCCAGCACACCCCCAGUGCAGCGGAGCAGACCGUCAUCGCACAGAGCCAGCACCACCAGCAGUACCUGGACGUGUCGCGGGCGCUGCCAGACUUUGUGGAGCUGGACCUGGGAGAGACCAACAUGGACAACAUCGGCCCAGAUGACGUCAAAGCUCUCCAGUCACUGUACAGAGAGCACUGUGAGGCCAUUCUGGAUGUGGUGGUGAACCUCCAGUUCAGUCUAAUAGAGAAGCUGUGGCAGACUUUCUGGCGCUAUUCCCCUUCUGACUCAGUGGAGGGCGCCACCAUCACAGAAAACAGUGGUGUGAGUGAGAUUGAGGGCCGUCUGCCCUGCUCCAGGCUGCUGGUGCUCUGUAGGAACGAGGCUGUGCUCAAGUGGAUGAGUUCCUGUGACCACCUGAUGUACCAGGCCCUAGUGGAGAUCCUCAUCCCUGAUGUCCUCAGACCCAUCCCCAGUGCCUUGACUCAAGCCAUCCGCAACUUUGCCAAAAGCCUGGAAGGCUGGCUCAACAAUGCCAUGAACACCAUUCCACAGAGAAUGAUCCAGACUAAGGUUGCCGCUGUUAGUGCCUUUGCUCAGACGCUGCGUCGCUACACUAGUCUGAACCAUCUGGCCCAGGCAGCCCGGGCCGUGCUGCAGAACACCUCCCAGAUCAAUCAGAUGCUCAGCGACCUCAACCGCGUCGACUUCGCCAACGUGCAGGAGCAGGCGUCGUGGGUGUGUCAGUGUGAGGAGGGCAUGGUUCAGAGGUUAGAGCAGGACUUCAAGGCCACCCUGCAGCAGCAGAGCUCUCUGGAGCAGUGGGCUGCCUGGCUGGACAACGUGGUCACCCAGGUCCUACAGCCCUUCGAGGACCGGCCCAGCUUCCCCAGGGCCGCACGACAGUUCCUGCUCAAGUGGUCCUUCUACAGCUCCAUGGUGAUUCGGGACCUGACCCUGCGCAGCGCGGCCAGUUUCGGCUCGUUCCACCUGAUCCGCCUGCUCUACGACGAGUACAUGUUCUACCUGGUGGAACACCGCGUCGCCCAGGCAACCGGCGAGACACCCAUCAGUGUCAUGGGAGAAUUUGAAGACCUCAACGCCAUGUCACCUGCUAACAUAGACAAAGACGAGAUGAGUGAGAUGGACAGUGACCUGGAGGAGGACAUGGAGGAGUCUGGGGAGCCGCUGGCCAAGAGGGAGAAGGCUGAGGUGGAGCAUGAGCACCAGGUGAUCCAAGUAAUCCAGGUGGGGGCUCUGGAGGACGGCAGUAACCCUGUGGUGGGGGUGCUCCAGCCAGGCAUCCUGCACUCCCUGCCCCAGCCCCCCCAGAACCGCGCUGAGCACAUCCUCACCCCGUCCGCCGGCACCCCCACCAUCCGCCACUGCAGCGCCACCGGCAACACCUACGCCUCUGUCUGAGAGGGAGACGCCCACCCUGGGCAACCUCUCUUAUCUCUGUCGCUCUAUCUGUCUCUGUGUCUCGCUGUCACACACGUCUGCACUGUCCACUCUGUCAUACGCUGUGUCACACACUCCUCCCUCCCUCCACCCUGACCAGUAGGGGAGCUUGAAAAACAUCAUGACCACAGCUGGCGUCACACAGUGGAGGGAUGAGUAGAGCUGCUGGGGAGAGUCAUGUGGACGGGCUGCCUCUGUCUACUGUCAUCCCAUGUGUCUGUCCUCGGGGAGGGGUGGCUGGGUCAGGAAUGGGGAUUGGAAAGGGGGGUGGGGGUUGAUGAGAUGCUGCCAUGUACAGACGUGAGACACUGACUGACCCUAGCUGUGUAGAGGGGAAGGUCCCCUUACUGAGAGAUUAUCACACAUAUUUACUGAUGCUUAAAAGCUCAAAUCCAAGCUACCAGCCCCAGAAGAGCAACGUCAUUGAUUGACAGAAAACACUUGGUUCUCUCUUAGAUUGGGUUGUUUAGUAUAUAUCUAAACAACCACAUAGGUGCUAUUCUCUUACAAUACCAGAUGUUCAGACAGAAUUCAGUUGAAUGACAUAAGAUUCAUUACUUUUUUUAGAAUAUUUCGAAGCUUUGUUUAGAUAUGACAUUUGGUGGAUUAUGAUUGCUUAAUGCUUGUAACGUGACCGUUGUUUGGCAUCCUAUGAUUUAUUGAAGAGUAUAUAAUGGUAGCCAUGAUCCCCUGAUAAGCACUAAUGGCUUUUAGCCGUGAAGCUAGUUCUGUGCAUGAAGAAAGACAUUCUGUUAUCUAUGCUAGAGAGAGAGAGAGAGAAAGAGAGAGAGAACCACUUGUACAACACUGGCUUUUCUACGCACUUCAUGCAUAGUGUGGGGUGCGCUUGACUUAUGGCCUUGGUUUGGUUGGAUUUAGAUGCUCGCUAGUGUGACAAAAUGACAUUAGUUGGACUUAUAAUCUACUGAUAUGUUCUCAGUACAGUAGGUGUGUUUUUUUUUGUAGUUAUAUCUUGGUAGAUUUCUUAAGUUCUGAAUGGACCAAAAACCAACCAACCAGAGGAAACUGGCAGAGAGCUAGAGAGCCAUCAUGGCCGCCACAGUGACCACGGCGAGGCUGCUGCGUGUUCUGUUUCCUGUCCCAACAGUGCCGUGUUGCAGAGCAGAGUGAAUGUCAGGGAUUCUAUGUACCUCGGCUUCAUCGUAGUGCCUUAAUAACCCUUACUGCAGCUGUCCAUGUAGUCCUGACAUUGUGUGGUUGAGGGGAAGGAUAGCACACACACACACAGCUCCUCUGCGUUACUGUCCCAGCCACAACUUUGGCUCUCUCUGGUGACUUGUGGCUGGAUUUGGGCUGGCUCAGCAGUGUUACUGCAGGGCUGGGGAGAUGCAGGUUCAGAGGUGCUUGUUUGUUCUCUGGAUUGUGCUGGUUCUAUGAAAUGUUUUGUUUGUUUGUACCUGCUCUCACUCUCCACAUUGUGUGAAGUGUGUGUGUGCGUGCUAUUGGGUGAAGUGUGUGUGUGCAUGUGCAGAUAGGAGGACUUGAUUGAGAUGAUGAUUGUUGAUUGUGUGCGUGGCAUUGUUGUGUGCGGAUGAAUGCAUGUGUGUUUGAGCACACCCACUAGUCACCCUACCUCACCAGCGUUGCCAGCCCUUUGACACAUGCAGCACAGUCACCAAACUUGUUCUCAGACACAUACACUCAUAACCGUACUACUCCUUCAACACAUCACACUAACACUAUACAUGCCUUUUGCACCACACACAGCUAAAAUACACAUUCUCAUUUCAGCCCCUUCAGUUCAUAGUCCACAAUGUCAUCACCCCUUAUUCUAUCUGUUCUAAAGUGCAUAUUUGUAUAGUGGACCAAAAGUAGAUAUUUUCUGAUAUUUUAAAGAUAUAUAAGGAUGAUACAAUGUAUUAAUUUUUGUUUGUUUUGUUUUCAUGUGGUUGAUCUAAUUGUCAUCUGUGGUUGUUUCUUUGGUAGCUCUUCUGUGAUUGGUUGAUUUGACUGUGAAAUGGGUGGGGGCAUGGGAACCAGCUUCUCUGACCACACUGGAUACACAUUUUGUACUUGAACUGUUAUUGAUAGCUUUUAGGAAAUGGAAAACACACAGGCAAAAUGUGUUGAACUGAAAGAAUCUUGUUGAUACUACUGAAGUUACUUUUCUGUUUUUUAACUCUCAUCGGGAGAACUGUCUGCACCAAUGCUUUGCCUAGUCUUCAUUUAUUAGUAUUUAUAGUACUUUUGUUUUACUAUUUGAGAAAGUAUUCUUAAGUUAUGCACAUGUAUCCAUGCUUAAACCAGUCCUGAAAAUGGAAUUAUGACUUCUGAAGAAUUUUACUGAGAAACAAAAUGUACCUGCAAAAGGACUGGAAUAAUGUUUUCAGGGGACGUGGAUUUAUUUGAUAAACUACAUUUUCUUUACAGGUAUAUGGUACUUUAUGAGAAAGGGUCAUUCUACUGGUAUUGCCUUUCAUUCGUUUUCACGGAAGAUAAAGUGCAUUCACUUUAAACUGAAGGUCAUUGACCUUGCUUACAGGUAAUAGAAGGCCUUGGGCAUUUGUUUACAUGCCAAACUCUGACCUCACAGAAAUUACAAGAUCUUACUUAAUGACUGUACUGUCACCCAACAUGCCGUUAGAUAUGGCUCUUGGACUUUGACCUUUUUUGUCAUGAAAAUACAGAAAUGUUAAGAUUAAUUGUGUAUUCAUUUGUGCCUGGAGUGCAAACAGCUUACAGGUGUGCUUUAGAAUCUUGAAAGUGCUUUUUCUGGUCUUGCAUGACUUUUUUGUGCUGCUAGAAUCUAUUGGUUUAUCUAAUUAGUUUAUUUUGUUAAAUGUGCCAGACAGUAAAUGCUGUAUUCACUCUGUAACCUCAUCAAAUCUGCCUGUUUUAACACUGGAUUCAAGCCAAUGCUGUCAACACAAAUUAUGUUUUAGUCAUAGUUGACCAUUCACAAAAAGUCUUACAUUUAUAUUUUAGGGCCUUCCCUUUUUGGUUCCUUGAUAAUUGAGCCCAUUUCAAACGUAAUAGGUUAGAUCCAGCAACUACAACAAAAAACUGAAAAGGAAAAAUUCUUCACAUCCUGCAAAACAUAUCAGCUGCUCUCAAACUAUGUCAGUUGGGAGGGGUGAGAAUAUGGCAGCUUCACUGAUCCACAAGAGACCCAGUGCCUUUGAUUUUGCCCAGACAGGUGGGCCUACGUCUCUGGUCUGACUCCAUGGUUACAAAUGCAGGCUCUUUAGAUAGACUUUCUAUAGUAGUGAGGUGAAAAUGGCUGCUCACGUGGAGAGGAGGGAUCGUACAGUUCUACCCUUGAUCCUGACCUCCUCCAAACUAUGACUACUGUCACUGACCAAUGACCACACAUGACAGUUUACAAUGGGUGGAGCUUGCUCCAGAUAUUUGCUGUUGGACUGAGCAUUAGGAGAGAACUACUAUUGUAUAGAUUUACUGUAUCACAAAACUAACAAAGAUUGGAGUGUAACUGGACUGGAAUAUUUGCCAAUAGCAACACUGUACUAUCA
This is a messenger RNA of Coregonus clupeaformis (lake whitefish), 5952 nucleotides long. RefSeq names its product transcription factor RFX3. Gene Ontology annotation, cellular component: nucleus. Gene Ontology annotation, molecular function: RNA polymerase II cis-regulatory region sequence-specific DNA binding; DNA-binding transcription factor activity, RNA polymerase II-specific. The transcript has 17 exons. The record is from RefSeq and is a predicted model, not a curated record. Gene Ontology annotation, biological process: regulation of transcription by RNA polymerase II. Bases 107 to 2422 code for a protein of 771 amino acids. NCBI's taxonomy places the organism in Eukaryota, Metazoa, Chordata, Actinopteri, Salmoniformes, Salmonidae.